Molecule: messenger RNA, 1194 nt
Organism: Emericellopsis cladophorae
Lineage: Eukaryota; Fungi; Ascomycota; Sordariomycetes; Hypocreales; Bionectriaceae
Exons: 3
Coding region: 1-1194 (397 amino acids)
Biological process (GO): regulation of transcription by RNA polymerase II
Molecular function (GO): zinc ion binding; DNA-binding transcription activator activity, RNA polymerase II-specific
Source: RefSeq, a predicted model, not a curated record
AUGCCUACGAGCCGUAGUAGGGAGAUCUGCGCUGGCCAUCAUCCCUCGCGCCGAUCGCGGCAUGGCUGUCGAAACUGCAAGCUCAGGAAGCUCAAGUGCGACGAAGGAAAACCCCAGUGCAAGAAGUGCUGCUCAUUCGGCGUCUUGUGCAAUUUUAUGCCGCAGCACGGCGACCUGCAGCCUGUUGCUGCUAGCAGGAAGCCUACCUUGGUGGUCCAAUGCAAGGUCCAGCCUCAACCACCAUUCUCCAGUCUCGUUUGGACAUCUGACGAGUCCUACUCUUAUCUUUUGAGUGCGAAAUGCCAGGACUUUGUUACCCGCUAUCUUGGUCGCAGCCUCAUCACCCCGGAUGACCCUGCCAUGGUCCAAGUCAACCACAGGAUGCUGAGACUGGCAUUUACCAAUCCAUUCCUGAUGCACGCGUCUCUUGCCGUGGCCUUUGCACACGAUCGGUACCUAUUGACCUCAUAUCAUGGCACCAGUCCACGCAACGUGCAAGAAUGCUACCACUGGGCUCAAGGUACCGCCCUCUUGCAGGAGCGUUUAAAAGAGCCCAUUCAACCCCAAGACAAGGACGCAGUCUGGGGUACUGCCGCUGCACUCGCCAUGCUCUCCUUUGCCUCUUCCGAUGUGUACACGCCGCAAGACUCUUGGCCACUCCGGUCAUCUGGGCGUUCCGACCUAGACUGGCUGCGGAUGAAUGAGGCAAAGGACUCGCUGUGGCACAUUGUCAACCCGCUCAGGCGGGACAGCUUGUUUAGCGUCUUAUCUGCGACGUAUGCUCAGUUGCAUGCCCCUCUGCCAGACAAGGGCGCGGAUGGCAUACCGCCAGCCUUGGCAGCUCUGUGCUGGCUCACAGGGUCGUCCACCGUGGACACCAAUCCGUAUCUACACGCGACACACGCAGUAGCACAGAUACUGCAACUGCCGGAUAGCGAGGUAACGACGGGCCUGGCACACCCUUUCAUGCGCAGCAUCCGUGGUCCUUUCAAGGAGCUUCUCCUCGCGAGGGACGCUGUCGCGCUCUUGUUGCUGUACCUCUGGUAUCGCAAGGCGAGUCGGACUAUAUGGUGGAUCGCAUUGCGCGCUAGAGUGGAAGCCCCUGCCAUCAGUUCAUAUCUACAGCUACACCACGGAGGCAAUGCCAUGUUGCAAGCGUUUCUCCCCGGAGGCGCUUUUGCCGAUGGCGUGUGA